Molecule: messenger RNA, 2882 nt
Organism: Danio rerio (zebrafish)
Lineage: Eukaryota; Metazoa; Chordata; Actinopteri; Cypriniformes; Danionidae
Source: RefSeq, a predicted model, not a curated record
UGUUGUUGUUUCUUUUGUGUGAUUGUCUUUCAUAUUUCUCAUUUACAACAGUGUGUUUAUUUUAAACCUGUGAUUAAAGAGUUUUCUAAUAUUUCCCUGUUCAUUUCCUUUAUUUCAGAAAACACAGAGAAAAGGAGGAAAGGGAAUAAAGCCUCUGCUUUCUUUAAGAGAGCAUGGAAGGCUGUGAAGCGCCCUUUCCUUUGCUGUGACCGGAACAGAGUGGUUCCCUUUGAACCACGGUCAGAUGUCGAUGAUUUCCAGCAUCUGCCUGUUCCAGGUCCCUCCAGGACCGUCGCAGCACAUGCAGACCUUGAGCCGGUGUGGCAGCCAGGCCAGGUCUGUGAAGACCCUCAGCCGUUGAGUGUUCCGGGCCCCUUCAGCAUCGAGCAAACAGCAGAUGUGCCGAAUGCAGAUCCGGCCCGUCCAGAGUCCUCGACGGCCCUCACAGGUCAUGUUGAUACUGAGCUGGUGUGUCUGCCAGGCCAGGUCUGGGAAGAUCCCCAGCCAAUCAGUGUCCAUGACCUCUCCAAUAUUAAGAACAUGACGGAUGCAGAUUCGGCCUGUCCUGAGUCGCCUCCGUCUGUUCAAGACCCCUCUGAUAUUGAUGGGACUGAUGAAAAACCCAAGAAAGGAAGGAAAGGCAAAAGAGUCUCUGCUUUCUUCAAGAGAGUAUGGAAGGCUGCAACGCGCCCUUUCCUGUGCUGUGACACGGAUGUAGUCCAGCAUCUUACACCACAACCUGAGCCCGAGCCCGAGCCUGAACCUGAGCCUGAGCCUGAACCUGAACCUGAACCUGAACCUGAACCUGAACCUGAACCAGAGCCCGAGCCCGAGCCCGAGCCCGAGUCCGAGUCCGAGCCCGAGUCUGAGUCUGAGUCAGAGUCAGAGUCAGUUCUUGAGGAGCCUAAUGAGGCUUCUGGGCUCACUCUUGGAUCUAGGGUGGGUCUUUUUGAAGUGAAAGACCUGAUUGGAGAAGGAAGUUAUGGCAAGGUGUAUCUGGGAUCUCACGUAUUUAAUGAGAGAACAAAGGUUGCCCUGAAGUACAUCAAGAAGCGUAAACAGGACCGUUAUCUCGACGUUGAUGGUCAUUCCAAACCUGUGCUUGCAGAAGUGGCAAUCAUGCUUAAGUUGAUGAAGGACCCACCUUGUCCCAGCAUCAUCACAUUACACCACUGGAUUAAGAAUAAGAACGACUUCGUUCUCUUUCUGGAGUACGCCGAGUCAUCCCAGAUUUUGGCUUAUUAUCUCAGAAGUUCAUUGGACAUUGAUGAAAACCACGCACGCCGGUUAAUGUGUCAGUUGAUCCAAGCUGUCAAGUUCUGCGCUGAGCGUGGAGUUUUCCAUGGAGAUAUGCACUCGGGGAACAUCCUGGUGACUCAACCCCGAUCAGAGCUCAAACUGAUUGACUUUGGUUGUGCUCGGCUAAUUACCAGCGAGCCUUUCAACAGCAGUGAUUAUCGAGGAGCCUUACUUUACACACCGCCUGAGGUUCUGAGGGAUCCCACAUUCUUUCCUAACCCGGCAUACGUCUGGACAUUAGGCCUCAUCCUGUAUGAAAUAUUGCAUACACGAUUGGCCUUUUACGACACGCAUUCGAUAAUCGUUGGAGACCUCCAGACAGACCUCACCUUAUCUUUAGAUUGCCUGGACCUGAUUUCCCAGUGUUUGGUCCGCAAUCCAGAGAAGCGACUGCAGUUACAUCAGUUAGAAGAGCACCGGUGGUUCAAUCCAACGAGCCCAAAUCCUGUGCAGCAGUGAGACAAGAGGAGAAAACACUAAAGAAGCGAAGAGGAGAACAGCAGCAUUUCCAGAAAUUUCACAAGACUGUUAAAGUUAUUAAUUACUCCCUCAUGUCAUUCCAAACCCCUCAGAUCUUACUUUUCAGUGUCAGUGUGUUGAUGAGAGCUCUGUCCUGCACUGUGUGUGUGUCCACUGCUGACGUUUACCUCAGAUGUGCCCACGCUUUGUUUAAAUGAGAGGAAGUCGCGCAGGCAUCUAGGUUAUCCGUCAGCAGUACGACACACAUCCAGUGCAGUACAGGACUUCUGAAGUCAUUAUUUUUAUUUUAAUAUUUUUGUGUUUUUCUUUCUGCAUUAAAGAAGUUUAAUGCUCCAAACCCCUGACACCUUUCCUCAUCUUCAGAAAACAAAUGAAAACAUUUGAGAUGAAAUCAAACCAUGAGAGCUCUGUCCUGCACUGUGUGUGUGUCCACUGCUGACGUUUUCCUCAGAUGUGCACACGCUUUGUUUAAAUGAGAGGAAGUCGCGCAGGCCUCUGGGUUAAACGUCAGCAGUGCGACACACAUACAGUGCACUGCGCUCUUCUGGACGUGCGGUUUGAGGGUCAGAGAGCUCUCAGAUUUCAUCUCGAAUGUUUUAAUUUGUGUUCUCAAUAUGAACUAAACAUGAAUUUGAUCUAAGGACAUGAGGUGAGCAAUUAAUGACAAUAAUGGUGAAUAAAUACUGCAGCUCUGCACAAGACCUUUGGCCACAGGAGAAAUGGUCGUGCCCAACCAAGCCUGGUUUCUCUCGAGGUUUUUUCCUUCACUUUUGUCAAUUAGUGAAGUUUUGUUCCUCGCCACUGUCGCCGCUGGCUUGCUUGGUUGGGACUUGUGGAGCUGCGCAUCGAUGGAUUUGCUCUUCAGUGAACUGAACUUUAACUCCAGUGCUGUCACAGUUUUCUCCUCUAAAGUGUCAUCAAAGAUCUGCUCGACUAUUUUCUCCCUCAUUAAUGAAUCUGGUGUUCUGUCAUAAGAGAGACUGAUUGUUUUAUAAUGAAGUGUUCAUGAUUGUUUUGUAAUGAAUUGUUCUUUGAAUUGUUUUGUGAUGAACUGCUUUUAUGUAUUGUUGGCUAAUAAGUCAAAUAAAAUCCUGUGAAUCAAA